CAGGUAGCCCUGGAGAAGGGGUGCAGUUUUGUUCAGUGGGGUAAGGCGAGUUUUUAACCGUAUAUUUAAAAAACAGCAUUUUCUCUUUAUUUGUUGAUUUUCAUUGUUUUAGAUGAAAAAGCUCCAGCUAAUUUUAGGAGUGCUGUUUCUAAGAAUCAUAAAUAAAGCGAUGUUUCUUGAAUAAUCUGACAUUGCUUCUUACAGUUUUGCCCUUGGAUGAGGUGUGUAAUACGUGUAAUUAUUUGGUGAAACCUGAUAUGUGUCUGCCACACCUGGCUACUGGUUUCUGCCUUCUCCACUUACUGUGUGUGUCUGAUGUUACCUACAAAUCAAAGGGGCUGAACUUAGUGAUUUACUUCUAAAGAAUAGAAUCUGGUUGAAGGGAUACUAUGUAAUUUACAUGGCUACAGGACUCCUGUGGAAGAUGCGACUCUGUUUUCCAGAACGUGUUUCCAAGCCCAUCAGUGAAACAUGAGGCCGCUGCUCGGGGUUGAGACGCUGGGAGAACACCUGCCUGUCCCUUGGCGCCUUCCACUCUACUGAAACCAUGGUCUUCUCCGCAAUGUUGACUGCGUCCCAUGCUGGGGCAACCAACGCGACAUUCGUCGUCUAUGAAAGCACCCAUAUGAAUAUGACGGUCCCACCACCGUUCCAGCCUCCUGGUGUUGGGCCGCUGCUUAGAUACAGUUUUGAAACCAUGCCUCCCACGGGGAUGAGUCCCUUGACCGCAAAUGGCACAGCUGUACCCCCAACACCAGCAGUUUAUAAGGGCCUAAACCUGCCUCUCCAGAUCAUCCUGUCUGCUAUAAUGGUAUUUAUUCUGUUAGUGUCUUUUCUCGGGAACUUGGUGGUUUGCCUCAUGGUUUACCAGAAAGCUGCCAUGCGAUCUGCCAUUAACAUCCUCCUCGCCAGCCUGGCGUUCGCAGACAUGCUGCUUGCAGUGCUGAACAUGCCCUUUGCCUUGGUAACUAUUCUCACUACCAGGUGGAUUUUCGGGAAGUUCUUCUGUAGGGUAUCUGCUAUGUUUUUCUGGUUGUUUGUGAUUGAGGGCGUAGCCAUCCUGCUCAUCAUUAGCAUUGAUCGGUUCCUUAUUAUAGUCCAGAGGCAGGAUAAGCUAAAUCCAUACAGGGCUAAGGUUCUGAUCGCAGUUUCUUGGGCGACUUCCUUUUGUAUAGCUUUCCCUUUGGCUGUAGGCAGCCCUGACCUGCAGAUUCCUUCUCGAGCCCCGCAGUGCGUGUUUGGGUACACAACCGAUCCAGGUUACCAGGCUUACGUGAUUUUGAUUUCUCUGAUUUCCUUCUUCAUACCCUUCCUGGUGAUACUGUACUCGUUUAUGGGCAUACUCAACACUCUUCGGCACAAUGCCUUGAGGAUCCAUAGCUACCCCGAGGGCAUGUGCCUCAGCCAGGCCAGCAAACUGGGUCUCAUGAGUCUGCAGAGACCCUUCCAGAUGAGCAUUGACAUGGGCUUUAAAACACGUGCCUUCACCACCAUCCUGAUUCUCUUUGCUGUCUUCAUCGUCUGCUGGGCCCCGUUCACCACCUACAGCCUUGUGGCAACGUUCAGUCAGCACUUUUACUAUAAGCACAGCUUCUUUGAGAUUAGCACCUGGCUACUGUGGCUCUGCUACCUCAAGUCUGCAUUGAACCCCCUGAUUUACUACUGGAGAAUUAAGAAAUUCCACGAUGCCUGCCUGGACAUGAUGCCCAAGUCCUUCAAGUUUUUGCCGCAGCUUCCGCGUCACACAAGGCGACGGAUACGGCCCAGUGCUGUGUACGUGUGCGGGGAACAUCGGACGGUGUUGUGAAUAUGGGAGCUGAGCUGCCUGACAUUUGAGGUCAUGGUUGCUCUUUAUCUGACUCUGCAUUUUCUUCCACAUGGCUUUUCCACUCACACUUGACUGUUUUUUAUAGGUUCGUGUGUAAGUGCGUGUGUGUGCAGUGUAUAGAAAGAAUGGUGACUAGUUAUAAUUCUGUUACCAAGGAUACACACUAGGGAAGUGAUCAUAGAUGUUACCUCCAGGAUUUGAGAGAAAUCCUCAAUUUAGGGUGGGGAGUUGGUUUUUCGUUUCUUUGGUUGAUUUCGUUCUGGAAGUAGGAAUCAGGAUUGUGCUUUACUGAGCCUGCACUUACACUGACUUAAUUGCAAGUGUUUUGUAUGCUGCUCAGAUGCGCUUAGUUGAGUUGAUUAAUUCUUUUCUUCUGGAAGACACUGCUGCUUUUUGCCAUUGUAUUGGAGCCAAAAACCACGUACAUCUCAGUAGAUAAAGAUUUACUUUUAUUUAAAAAAACACACCCAAGGGGGUUAGUGACAUUUCAAAGGUCAUUAAUAUUUACUUUGGUGCACUUUAAGAAACAAUGUACAAACUAAUUCAGUCAUGUUUUUCAGAAUUGUUUUUAUACAUGACAUGUUUGUGCUUUAGGAAACAUUGCAUUGUCAUUUCUAGCAAGAUAGUUUUUAAAAAUGUUUUAUCUGCAUGUGCAGUUUUAAAGUAGAGAACAUAGAAAUGUAGAGAUUUUUCUAAGCACAAUAGCAAUUCUUUAGAGCAAUAGGGCAAAGUCAAGGAGACAGAGAAUCCUUGCAUAUUUAAAUGGGAUGCAGUGAGGGGUGGCUGUUGCGGGCUUUGGUGAUUCCUUUUACUCCAGGAUUCUCACUGCAUCCAGCAGGGAGAAGGGCCUGCCGCCUAUUGGACACCUACCAUGUGCCAGGCACUGUGCAUCAUUUUAUCCCCACAGCAUCCUGUGAGGUAGGUAUUAUUUUUUCCUUUACACAUGAAGAAAGCAAGUCUCAGAGACUAAAAUCCUGCCCAAGGUUAGUGGUUGAGCCAGGAUCCCAAAAGUCUUGAGGCUGUGCACUCACUGUGCCACGCACACACCAUUCAGGUUCAGAUGUUUCACAGUCAAGAGGAACUUUGCAUAUCCUUUUAUUUUUUAAGACUAUAAAACCUUUUAAAAAAUAACUUAAUUUUUUUACUACCAAAAGAAAUGUGAAACUAUUGCAGAAAGUCUGGGAAAUAUAAAAAUGAAAUCACCCACAACCACCCUUUCACAAUGGAACCUUAAAAUAUUAGAUAAAUAGGGCUAUCAGGAUGUAAGGUGAUUUUUUGGUUUACAAAACAAAUGACUGACAAUUUGGAGAAGUUCAGUACAGCUGUAUGUAGGUCUCCGCCUUGCGGGUUUGGAGGUUUCCAGUUGUUCAGCUGUUUUUUAAUGUUCUAGGGCUUCUAGGACAGCACUGUUAUCCGUGUGAGCCCAUAGCAGAGCUGGAGUUUGUGAGUGUGCUCAGAGGUGAGGCUCCUACAAAGCAAAGAUAAGCCCUGGUCUGAGUGUAGUUGUAAUAUGGCAGGUCUAGGGUUUCAAAUUAUUUUUCUCUUGCUGAUGAUCUGACCGCCUUGGUGCAUUUAGACCCUUUGGUCCCCUUUUGUCUGGAGCCACUAAUACACUUUAUAAAAUAGCUGACAGGAACGAAGGCAGUAAGGGCUGAAAGUGUAGCCUCGUGGCUACACCAUGGGCUUUAUAAGUAGGUAAGUAAACCAUGAACACUUUUUGGACUUAUAGCACCUUUUUGGAAUUUUAGUGCUUUGUAGACUAGUGGGACAAAUGAGCCUCUGUUUUUUCAGCUGUACAACCAGAGAGUUGGAUUUGAUGAAUCUGAGGUCUGGCCCAACUAUAAUAUGCUUUCCUCCCUGUGAGAGUGGAGAUCUUUGAAGAGCCCAGUGGACGUCAGCCUCACUCUUUGGUCUCCAGUAUUAUUUCUUUACAUUUUAUUUCAUUAGUUACUUCUUAUCAUUGACCAUCUGAAGAGCACGCGGCACAGUAUCAGGAGUUAGGACUUAAGGAGGUUGAUGAGAUCACAAAAAACCUGGGAAACCCUGCUCUUGCAAUUGUAAUGGUGUUGGAACUCAUUUUCCAGUUAAAGAACUUUUUCUGGACUCAUGUAUAUUAUUUAAUAUGUUUUGGUAUCAUCUGAUGAUGAUAGUCACCUACCUCUUUGGUUUCUACUUAUAUUAUUCACAGGUAAAUCUGUUGUGCCCAUAGGGAUCUUACAGAACAUAAACACUAUAGUAGAUACUAGUAGCACACUGAAGUAUAUCAUACUGUCCAUUUUCAAUAUAAACUGGAUUUCAAGCAGAUAUUAAAUACAUUUGAAAUUAAACUUUCUCUAAGGAAAGUCGGCAUGCUCUGUAUUCUUCUUACAAUAUAUAUUGGCAGUAGGUCUUGAGACUCCUUUUUGGUUGGAGUUGAAACUGCGCUUUUGUUUUACUUGUCCUUUUAUGAGCAGUCCUUAGGUACUUCUGUGCUGCUUGGCAGGCGGCGCAUCCUCUGGCAAGCGCUCUGGACCGCCUGCUGAGAGCUGAGGUGCUCGGCGUUUGUGAAAGAAGAAAGAAGGGGCCUUGUGAGAAUUUAGCAACACCGAUCAGCAGUUCUCUUUACACUGGAUAGUCUUGAUCAGAUGACAGUUUACAAACCAUUUUGAACGUUUUUAUUAUGUAUACAAUUUGAAAGCUUUUAAAAAAAAGGUACUAUGGAGUACCUUUGAAAAAUUUAGGUGCAGACUCCUAUGUUGCCUACUCCCCUGUGUUUUCUUGCGGGGAAAAUAAACACCACUACUAAUUAUCACCACUGACUGGCAUAAUCAGAAAUGUGUUUGUUUUCGUUUUCCUUAUGGCUAAUAAGCAUGAAAGACAUAGUGAACUAUUUGUGGUCGAAUGAAAUCCCCAAUAGUCUGGAGUAGUGAUAUUCAAACUUUAAGUAUUCCCAGAGGGGCUGGGAUUGGGCCCAGAAUGCACACUUUUAUUUCAUUGAGCAUUCUGCCUGAUCCUGUUGCAGGUGGUCCCUGGGGCAUACUUCAAAACACACUUCUAUCAAAAAUAUACCCACUUCAAUAUUGUCUGUUUUACUCGGAAAUGUUUGUUUUGUGUUGGAAGCCGUUACCUUCUCGUGCAUGGGUAAUCCGCAUCCAGAGGAAAAUCUGCUUAACCUUGUGCCUAAUUUGCUGCCAUGUGUGUUAGUGCUGGAUGUCAGCAGUAUUAGCUUUACCUUCUUUCAACUGGCAAAAUUCUGAUAAGCCAUCUCAUUUCAACAGGAGAGCAAAAGGAGUGACUUAAUAUUUGGAAGUCGUGACUUUCUAGAGUCUAGUUCCUCUAAUAUCUUUUCUCCCAGAGAGGUGUUUUUAUUGUAUGUAACCUCCUGAAGACUAUGAGGGGAAUGUAAAGAUUCAUCUAGUUCUUGCUGCUCUCCUUAUGCCAGUCAUGUUCAAUGGAAGCAUGAAGAAAAUAAAAUAACCUUUUAAAAUCUGUGUAUUUUGGUUGCUAACAAAGAUAUUUAAUUUUUCUUGAUCUUUGCUUUUGUUUACAUGAAAAUAUUUAUGUAUAUAUCACAGAAAAGUUUUCACUUGCUUGACAUUUUAUUCUGCCAUGAUUUUUAGUUUUAAGUUUAAAGGACUAAAUUCAGAUUUAUUUUCUGAACCAUAGUCCUUCCAAAACUGCCUUCAUUGAAAACUCAGUUUUUAUAAUAAAAAUAUCAAAAAAACAUGUUUGUUAUUACAGGUAAAUGGUAAUACAUUUCUUAGGUAUAUAUUGGUACUAGGACUUUGUAAUUAAAAAUAAUUUAUUUUAAAAUAGUAGCUGACCUGUCCGGGGAAAAAGAAAACACUUUGAAUUUUGGACUGUUAAUAGUCAGAAAUCAAAAAAAAGUAUGGUUAUUUAUGCAUAUUCUUACUACAACCAGGAAAUGUGCUACCAAUAAGAAAAUAAAUGUUUAACGUUUCUAAAAGAGUUUUUUUUUUUUUUUAGGACUACUUUAUCCUAUCUUAGAAAAUUUAUCAUGAAUAAUACUUCCUGUUAAAUUAAAAUCUGAGUUUAGUUUCAAA
Messenger RNA from Miniopterus natalensis, 5871 nucleotides. RefSeq names its product G protein-coupled receptor 63 (gene GPR63). Gene Ontology annotation, biological process: G protein-coupled receptor signaling pathway. The record is from RefSeq and is a predicted model, not a curated record. Gene Ontology annotation, molecular function: G protein-coupled receptor activity. Gene Ontology annotation, cellular component: membrane. NCBI's taxonomy places the organism in Eukaryota, Metazoa, Chordata, Mammalia, Chiroptera, Miniopteridae.